UCUUCACUUGGUUUCUCCUUGCCUAAGAUAUAUUUAAGUAUGUUUUACUGAGUUUGGAUUUCUUGUUCACUUCAUUUCAUCUAUUUGGGUAGACCAUGGGGGGCAAAGACUCAGCUCCUUCAACUUUGAAAAUCUCAUUGAAGGAUAUGCUUACAACAAGUGUUACUGAUAAGUUGCUGUGGAAAUAAAUGUGCUGGGAAGUUGGCUCAAACUGAAAACAGCAAGGUGCUCUUCUGUCUCUGCUCAAACACUUGGCUAUAGAAGAGUGAAAAAUUCUAUAGCAGAAUAAAAUAUGAUUGAAAUUUCAUAAAAAUAUUUUCAAGUUGUCACUGAAGAUGGGCUACAGUGAAGAAAUAUGAUGUAAGACUAAAAUGGGGACUUCCACAGCAUCUGCUAAGAUAAUAGAGCAGAAAACCCUGUUUUGUGCUUCCAUACGAUACAUGAAUAUAAAGCUGCAAAAAACGAGAACAAAGUUUUCAACAAAAAUGUUGAAAGUGGCUGAGAAAUUGUAGGCGAAAGAAUCACCUGCCCAUUUGAUUAAUGAGAUUAUUAUUUAGAUCAUUCUAUUUAUGACGUGUGAGGACAAUGCAAGGGAAUAAAAAACACACAGAUGGACAAAGUGAUUCCUCCAGUAUUGGGAGCCUUCUAGAUGACACAGACAGAGAGGUCUGCAGCCUCACUGACAGAGCCUUCAAAAGUCUGUGUGUGGCUGAGCUUGAAUCAUCUUACACAGAGUUUGAUCCAGUUGUUUCACCCAACAUCUCCAAUCAGAUCACUAGUAAAUUUUUCCAAGGCCCACAGAACCAUGCUAUCAAGAAAAAUACUCUCUCUAACAAGGGAUUGCCGACAUUCCAGCAGCUUCCAAAGGAUGCUCAAGAAGGUGAAAUGGACACUGAAGGUCAAAAGGCUACUACAAACAACAACCCAAGCAUAAGGAAGAAGCUGGGUUUGCCAGCAUGUGGUUUGCGCAAUUAUACACAUACCUCAAAAGUGUCAUCUUUGAUAAAGACCUUUGACAAAGUUGAGAAUCAACAAGCACUAGCCAAGCAGCCAGUUAAAAACAAUUUGACAAAAUUCCCAUUAAUUUGUGGGACUUUCUGGGGUGCCAAAACAAUUGUAAACAUCCAAAGGGGCCUCUCUGAAUUUUCUGAACCAUGCCAUGCCAUGGCAAAUGUAAGCAGUAUGAAUGAAAUCCAUAAAAGGCAGAAGAAAAUGGAUUUGGUCUGUCAAGGUGCACAUGGCUUCUGUCCUUCAAAUAUACGAACAGCUGUCUCUAAAAAGAUAGUAAAAAACCAAACAGGGAAAGCACAAGAGCCAGCUGCAAAGGGCAGCUUUCUCCACAGUGAGAAUAGUGCUUUUGAAUCCUGGAAUUUGCAUCAUAAAAAGUUGAUUGAGAGAGGCAGAUCUACUGCAAUUAUAUUCAAAGAAAGAGAUCUUACAUACUUUAAAGAAACACCUUUCUUCAAAGAGUCCUGUAUUCCUGAACAUAAAUCUCAGAAGGUCACAGCACCCAUAAUUUUAAAACAGGAUUUCUCUGAUGUCUUUCCACAAAAGCCUCUAUCCAAAGCAUUUCUCUCCCCAUUAUCUCUAGCCCAUCUACCUUUUCCUCCACUCUCUAUAGCCAAAGAUACUGUUGCACAAAUGUUGUUACCCCAAGUUUCUGAUCUGCCAGCAUCUGCGUGCAGGAUUCCUUCACCACAAUACCUCACAUCCAAAACUUCUUUUCCACCGACUCCACAGGUUGUUGCAUCACUGAUACCAAUUUCUAAGGCUUCUGUGCCACCACAAUCUCUGCCUCAAGGCACUCUUUCACCAGAAACAGUAUCUGAUGUACAAGAAUUGGUGACACAAGUUACUGAGUUAUCAGAAUGGACUAAAAAUUCAGAAUUUAAGUCUGAAGAGAAAAAUGUUUGCCCACCCUGGAGGAGACAAAAAACAGCCCUUGGAGGAAUGAAACUGAUGCAGGAGAUUGCACCUGAAAUGCUAAAAAUGAAGAAUUCCUUAUAUAGUAAACCAUCUGAUGUCACCCGUUUGGCUGAAACAGCUGUAGAUGAGUCACACGUGGCUUCAUCUGAACAUUCCAGUCCUUCCUUUAAUAUCUCAACACUUUUAACACCAGUCAUACCUCCCAAACAAGCAGCACCAGAAAGUCAAUUAUUACUAGGAAUUCCUCCCAUAUGUGAAGCUGGAACAGUCAAAGAAGCUGAGGAGUGGACACUUCAUUCUUCUCAGAACAAUUAUAAGUCUAAAGCACCAAGUUUAUUAUUCAAUCUGAAGGAUAUUCGAAAACGUGUGAAAAGUACGUACAGUCCCUCUCCUCUUCUUAAAAAUUUUGAGGAUAAAAAGGUGAAAGGACAGGCAUGUGUUACAGCAGGCAAUACACUUAAAGAAUGUAAUAAAACAUUCAUAGAGGAUGAUGAAACAGGUCAUAAGCAAACGGACAGUACCCAUGCAAGAGCCCGUGCUACCAGUUUAAUUCAGGAUCUCCCUGACAGUUACCUGACUCUAGAGGACUGUGAGGUGUCAUCAGUGACUGAGCUCCACCCAAAUGAGCACAGCAGAAGACACUAUUCCCCAUUAAAGUCUUAUGAUGCAGAUGUGACAAAAGAACAUGAAGAAUAUGUGCAAAGUUUCAAUUUGCAAGAUCUUAAAAAUAAAAAAAAAUAUCAAAGCCACAGUACUGAUGUGGGACCACAAGUAUCCCCAAAUUUAUUUUUCACACCUGAAGAAAAUGUGAACAAUGAAAAUCAAGCCUGUCAGCUGACUGGAAAUGGACAGAAAGGCAAAAGAAGCACCAGCUCUUCUGAACAAUCAUUUGUCUCUAUAAUAAAACAACCAUUUCAUGACGACUCCUUUUUUCUAAUGCAGCUCUUUCAGAAAGCAUGUCUUGAAGAAAGCCAGAGGAGUAAGAAUAAGUUGACUGGAGAAGAAAAGCUAUGUAGCAAAGGAGAAGAAGAAAAGAAGGCAGGGGGGUGUCUGAGCAUCUGCGGCUCAAACAUAGAUGAGAAGAAGGAGGGGGGAACAGAGCAGUGUGUCAAUGAAAACACUGUGCAAGAAAGAGGGGUGAAGGAGACGAGAGACAAUGGGUGUAAAAGCAUGGAUUGUGCAUCAGAAGCCAAGUUGGAAGGGCCACUAACGCCAACUUCAUCAAGUUCGUUCAAGCCUAAUUUAUUCAUGAUUAAAGACAACACAUUUAAGACAUCACCUGUGAUAAAAGCAGUGAAGCUGCCUCUGUUCAGGUCUUUGUCCUGUGAAGAUGCCAUCACUGGUGGUCAUGUGGGGACUGAAAAGCAGGCUCAUGGGGUUACUACAAACGUUGAAGAGAUAGACUUGUGCUUCUCAAGAAACAGAAGCCAGCACAAUGCAAAAAAUGCUACAACAGACAGAGAUGCUGAUGAAUCAGGAUCCAGCCCAGUAAAUAGCUGUCAAAAGGCAGAAAAAAGGCAUUUUACAGAAUACAUUCUUAGAGAAGGACUAGGGAGAAGCUAUGCAGAGGAACUUGGAGAUGAUAAAGAAGCUAAUAUUACAUCAGCAUUAUCACAGAAAGAUUUGAAAGGCAAGGAGGCACAAUUGGCCAAAGACAAAGAAAAGUCCAGAGCAUGGAAACUGAAUGGUAAUUCUUCCAGACUGCCAAAUGUUGGUUUUGAUGGUGAUCCAGCUCAAAACAAGCAAAACCCUACAAGAGAAAAAGCAAACUAUUUUAAGAACAACCUCUUAUCUAGAAGCAGAGGUGGCUAUUGCGUGAAAAAAAUAAUAAGCCAAGACAUGAGACCCCCAGUAUCAGAGACACGUUCUCAUUCUUCCAGUGAUGCUCUCAGAGACACAUCAGUUACAUUGGGUAACCUAGUUCUUUCUGCUAUACCAAGUCCAAGGACAGACAGUGUGGUGCAAUCUACCUUCACAAGUCCAUCGUCAGAUACAUUUGCAGUAUUCAAAGUACCACCGGCUGAAAAUACAGCAAAUUCCUCUUCACUACAUGGACACAGUGGAAAGAUUCUUUCUGCCAUGGAGGCAUUUGACUCGAUAAGACAACUCUGCAAAGAUGCUAGCCGUUCUCCUGUUGCAAAUGAGAGGCUUCAGCUGAUGGGUCAGAUGGCAAGGAUAGCAGCCAAACCCCCUGCUGUGCCACCAAAAACAGAAAAGACAUUACGACGGGCAAAGAAGCUGGCAUGCAAGAGGAAAAAAAGAGAGGCACAACAAAAAAGGCUUCAGGAUGAACCUACAUCACAUUGUGAUGAUAUUGCAAAUUUGCCACCAGUCCAAUCUUCAUUUUCAACAUGCCUUAAUACUCCCUUUACACCCUCAGAAACUAACCCAGUGGAGCUUCAGCCUACCCCAUCAUUGAGUCCCACACCUUCCUUACCAGCAACAAUCCAGCGCAAAGUCCUUCAGGAUCCAGAUUCAGGAGAGUAUUUUAUUGUAGAUUUACCUAUUCAGUUGACCUUUUAUGAUCCAGAAAAUGGGAGAUAUGUCCAAGUCCCAAUUCCACCUUCAAAAAGUAACUUGAUUCCAAUGCCCUCUGCAGAGAAUCUUCUGUCUUCUUAUGUCUCAUACCCUAGUGCUCUCCCAGUCAGAGUUUCAUCUGUUCCAGCACAGGCAUCACCAUCUCAGUUUUCUGAACCUGCUUCACUUCUGCAAGAAGCACUGUUGGAAUCAGCUUCAAAGUGGCCACAAAGUGGCCAGUAUCCAGAAGCUGUAAGUCAUCAACCAUAUAUUGAGCCUGCUGGAUCUGAUGUUCACAGUGAAGAAGCGGAUGGAUCACAGUAUAACUUUGAAAAGGAUGUGAAUGCUGACAUCAUUUCACUCAGUGCAAUAGAAGAUUUUGAUGAAGAUUGCCACCUGGAUCCAGCAGACGGGUUGGGCCAAGUCCAGAUCAUCCCAGGUUGCUGCAGAUCUGAAUUUCACAAGUGGGUGCUGGGAAUCUUGCUGUUUUCAUACACCACACCUUAUUCAGCUUAGAUCUUAAAUGCAAUGGCUACAAAGAACCCAGUUUCUGCAGAGCCAAUGGAAGAAAUAUAACAUGUGCAAGCUGUACAAGUCUCUUGGGAGAAGUGGAAUGGUGAAAUUUAAUAAAGGAUAAUUCUUAGACAGAAGAAGGGGAGCCAGUUCAGAUGACAAAGCAUAAUCCAACUUAAUUAGAAAGGAAAGAGGAAUACUGAACCAGAGAAACACAGAUUAUUAAAAUGUGCAAUUCCCAUCUGUACCUGUUGAGAUCAUAAACAAUCAAUUAGCAAGUUGCAUGCUGAACCUUUCAAUUCCCAGGGCUACCAAUCCCAGACAUGGGACAUAUAACUUCAGCAUUCCAAGGCUGUAAUACUUUAGUGAGUUUGUGUCAAAUGGCACCUACACAAAAAAAUUGCAACACAGAUGAAGAGGAAAAGUCCAAAUAAGACAAUUGUCUCAGAUACAGAGCAUUAAAUUGGCAUGCCAUCCAGUGUCUGGUUCACGGCAGGCCCAAAAGAAGCCUUAUCCCCCCUUUACCCCCCGCCUCACUGAGAGAAUAUACAGACUUCUUCAGAGCAAGGCAUUGUGGCCAUGUUUCACUUUCCUACUACAGACAGAGGUUCUAUUUAAACAGGUUUUAAGUGAGCCUGUGCCCUCCUACCAAUGUUGCCAUGGCCCAUUGGUUUGCUCCCUGUGGGCCCAAUCUGAGUACUUCCCAAAGUCAAGCCAUGUGGAAGUUACUGUUCCUGUUUCUCUCACUGCACUCAGUGUAAUGUUUUUGUAUAGCAUUGUUUCAUCUUGAUGAAAAUAUGUUGUCACAAGUUUUGGGAAUGGUAACGUGUUCAUUUUUGUCAAAGCUUCAGUGCUUAAUUUUCUUUACAUGUUCAUUAUUCACAAUGUAUUUCAUUCAAUUAUUUUGUUGCAUUUUGUAUUCAAAAUUGUAUUUGUAUUUUGUAUUGUAAAAAAGUAAGGAUUAGGGUUCCUGUUGUGGGCUGCUCCCUUAUUUUGGGGUAAGAGCAAAUCCAGAUAAGAUGGAAGUGCUGUUGUGAGUAGGAAGGAUUCUAAUCUGGAUGGAGAGUUUGUGUUCUCCCAGAAGUAUCAGCUGUGAAUCUUGGAGUUACUCCUAAUCCAGUGUUAUUUAUGGAGUUUCAGGUGAUCUCUGUGUUCUACCUGCAACUCUAGCUUUCAUUGGUUGGCCAGCUAUAUUCAAAGAAAGUGGACCUUGUACAGUGGUUACAUCCAAACCUGAUCUUUAUAAUUCUCUCUGUGUGCCUGCCUCACUGAAACCUCUCUCAAAUGUGUUCCAAAUUUAGUGCAGUAUCAACAAUGAUUGGCGAGAAAGGACUUUGGCUUGAAGAGGUAUAAUCUUCUUCGUCACGUAUCCAAUUUAGAAGACAACCAGUUUCAAGUGUCUGGUGUUCGUAGCUGUUUUGCAGAAAGAUAUUACUGUAUGAAACACCUUGCUGUCAUAAGAACAUAAGAACAUAAGAAGAGCCUGCUGGAUCAGGCCAGUGGCCCAUCUAGUCCAGCAUCCUGUUCUCACAGUGGCCAACCAGGUGCCUGGGGGAAGCCCACAAGCAGGACCCGAGUGCAAGAACACUCUCCCCUCCUGAGGCUUCCAGCAACUGGUUUUCAGAAGCAUGCUGCCUCUGACUAGGGUGGCACAGCACAGCCAUCACGGCUAGUAGCCAUUGAUAGCCCUGUCCUCCAUGAAUUUGUCUAACCUUCUUUUAAGGCCAUCCAAGCUGGUGGCCAUUACUGCAUCUUGUGGGAGCAAAUUCCAUAGUUUGACUAUGCGCUGAGUAAAGAAGUACUUCCUUUUGUCUGUCCUGAAUCUUCCAACAUUCAGCUUCUUUGAAUGCCCACGAGUUCUAGUAUUAUGAGAGAGGGAGAAAAACUUUUCUCUAUCCACUUUCUCAAUGCCAUGCAUAAUUUUAUACACUUCCAUCAUGUCUCCUCUGACCCGCCUUUUCUCUAAACUAAAAAGCCCUAAAUGCUGCAACCUUUCCUCAUAAGGGAGUCGCUCCCCUUGAUCAUUCUGGUUGCCCUCUUCUGAACCUUUUCCAACUCUAUAAUAUCCUUUUUGAGAUGAGGCAACCAGAACUGUACACAGUAUUCCAAAUGCGGCCGUACCAUAGAUUUAUACAACAGCAUUAUGGUAUUGGCUGUUUUAUUUUCAAUACCUUUCCUAAUUAUUGCUAGCAUGGAAUUUGCCUUUUUCACAGCUGCCGCACACGGGGCCGACAUUUUCAUCGUGCUGUCCGCUACAACCCCGAGGUCUCUCUCCUGGUUGGACACCGCCAGUUCAGACCCCAUGAGCGUAUAUGUGAAAUUAAGAUUUUUUGCUCCAAUAUGCAUAAUUUUACACUUGUUUAUAUUGAAUUGCAUUUGCCAUUUUUCUGCCCAUUCACUCAGUUUGGAGAGGUCUUUUUGGAGCUCCUCGCAAUCCCUUUUUGUUUUAACAACCCUGAACAAUUUAGUGUCAUCAGCAAACUUGGCCACUUCACUGCUCACUCCUAAUUCUAGGUCAUUAAUGAACAAGUUGAAAAGUACAGGUCCCAAUACUGAUCCUUGAGGGACUCCACUUUCUACAGCCCUCCAUUGGGAGAACUGUCCGCUUAUUCCUACUGUCUGCUUUCUGCUUCUUAACCAAUUCCUUAUCCACAAGAGGACCUCUCCUCUUAUUCCAUGACUGCUAAGCUUCCUCAGAAGUCUUUGGUGAGGUACCUUGUCAAAUGCUUUUUGAAAGUCUAAGUACACUAUGUCCACCGGAUCACCUCUAUCUAUAUGCUUGUUGACACUCUCAAAGAAUUCUAAUAGGUUACUGAGACAGGACUUUCCCUUGCAGAAGCCAUGCUGGCUCUGCUUCAGCAAAGCUUGUUCUUCUAUGUGCUUAGUUAAUCUAGCUUUAAUCAUACUUCCUAUCAGUUUUCCAGGGACAGAAGUUAAGCUAACUGGCCUGUAAUUUCCGGGAUCCCCUCUGGAUCCCUUUUUGAAGAUUGGCGUUACAUUUGCCACUUUCCAGUCCUCAGGCACGGAGGAGGACCUGAGGGACAAGUUACAUAUUUUAGUUAGCAGAUCAGCAAUUUCACAUUUGAGUUCUUUGAGAACUCUCGGGUGGAUGCCAUCCGGACCUGGUGAUUUGUCAGUUUUUAUAUUGUCUAUUAAGCUUAGAACUUCCUCUCUCAUUACCACUAUUUGUCUCAGUUCCUCAGAAUCCUUUCCUGCAAAUGUUAGUUCAGGUUCAGGGAUCUGCCCUACAUCUUCCACUGUGAAGACAGAUGCAAAGAAUUCAUUUAGCUUCUCUGCAAUCUCCUUAUCGUUCUUUAGUACACCUUUGACUCCCUUAUCAUCCAAGGGUCCAAUCGCCUCCCUAGAUGGUCUCCUGCUUUGAAUGUAUUUAUAGAAUUUUUUGUUGUUGGUUUUUAUGUUCUUAGCAAUGUGCUCCUCAAAUUCUUUUUUAGCAUCCCUUAUUGUCUUCUUGCAUUUCUUUUGCCAGAGUUUGUGUUCUUUUUUAUUUUCUUCAUUUGGACAAGACUUCCAUUUUCUGAAGGAAGACUUUUUGCCUCUGAGAGCUUCCUUGACUUUGCUCCUCCCAGAGCAGAAGAAAGUGGUGUUAAGAACCCCAAGGCUUUUGGCCUUGCAGGACUUUAAUGUCCAUGCCAAGGUCCCCUUUUCAGGAGCACCUCAAGACUUCAUAGCCACCUCAUCAGUUGGAUGACACCAAUUAGUUUAGUUUGGGACCGAGGCAGUUUUGGUAUCCCCUGUGCAGGGCUUCUGCCAGAAAUGGAUGGUGGGAUUGGUAUUCUACUGAUUCACCUGGACCUCUGAACAGCUUUCAGGACCAUUGAAAGCUUCUGGAUCUAUUUUAGUCUUCAUUUAUGUAGAUUAGGCUUGAGAGGCAAAGUUGUGCUGGGUAUUUCUGCUCUAUGACACAGCUGUUGACGGUGCUGAGGAGGUACAAGGCAGAGGACAUUUUCUGCAGCAGGCCUACACUUUUUUGAUUGUUUGCUGACUUGAAGUGGGAUUAUACCCUUGGUCUCAUUUUGCUGUUGGCUUUUAUUAUAUUUUAGUAAUUUGGGGUGGGCCAUCUGUUUUAUUAGUUGCUGUUUUAUUAGUGGAUGGAUUCCAAUGAUUCAUGGAUAGCUAUGGAAUGACAUAUUAGGAGAUACAAUUUAAUCAGUUAUGUUUAUUUCUGAAAAGAAAAAUGGAUAUCAGAAAUGUUGGAAAUAUUUUUUGCUGUAUUGUUCUUUUUCUAUGUUGUUUAUUUUCCUCCUGCAUUUAUAAUUUAAACUUUCAAUAAUAAUAAUAAUAAAACAUCAUACAACUCAGAAAAAUAUAUGAUCUCCAGUUAAUACCAAGACGUAGUAGCAUUUGAGUAAAACAGACUUUUGAAAAACUGAAACAUUUUUUUAAAGCAGCAUUUAUAAGCCUGUCUCUAAGCAGUGUCAAAAUCUCUGCCUCUAUCUGAUCCAGUUGUUGAGUACUCUGGCAGCAAUUUUGCUUUCCAAACUGUUUUUAAAGGUUUAACUAGGGAAUUAUCAUUGUUAGCUCCAUAUUCUCUAAGAAAGGCCUCAGCUGUUGAAUUCGCCAGAGGUGAUUAAAAAGCCCUCUGUGCACUGCCAUCAUCAGGAUAUCCAGUGAAAAUGCCAGAUGCAGGAAAAAGCAUAGCUCCAUCCAGAACAGGUUCUCCACAUACCCAGAGCAUAUCCAUAUGGUGCAGACUAAGUUGCCCUCCUGAGCACUUGACCAUGAAAAGGAUGCUGCUGCUUUUUCUUUUAAGCAACUUCUUUGAGCUAAGGGAAAACUUGGGUGGGCAGAGCUAGGCAGCUCAAGUGUGUGCAGAGAGUUUCGAGCACUAGUAUUACAAGUGCUCCAGACCUCAUCAAUGCUUAAAUAAAAAUUCAGAAAUGUUCUUAUACUGAAAACUUGUGUUUUUUUAACUUGAAGUUGUAAGGUGACAAAUUAAGAAGACUAUUUAAAAAAUAAUAGGUCUGUAGACCUGGUCUUUGUGGUCUAGCCCCACCCCACCCCAUUCUGAUUACAGACCUGCAUUUCUUCCACUCUUCAAUAGAAUGACCAUAUGUCCAUUCUGUAUUGGAAGGGCUGUCACAGGAUAACACUUUGUUUGAAGGUGUGGUCCAUUUUAAAGAUACUUAAGAAGAUCGGGUAGUUGUCCUUGAAGUUGUCUAUCAGCACUUGGCACCUGGGCAGCAGAUUGAGCCUGCACAUAGGCCAGUUUUCCCCACUAUGGUGAGAUGCAUUUUCUUUCUAUUUAAAUUAUAGCUUUUAUUUCUAAAUUUGUAUGUAUACAUAUGUGCAAAUUUUAUGCAAAUCUAGGUCCUCUUUUUGCGUGAUGCAUUUCCUCUUUUUUGGCAAUGCAACAGUUACUCAGCUCCAUUGUGCCUUGUACACUACUGUUGCAACCCCAGUUGAGGUGUCCAGUGUGGCACUUUCCCACACUCUGCAGAAUUGAUUUCAAUAUGUGUGCCUGAUUAUGUGGACAGAACUCUUGCAAUGAUUCAACUAGCUUCUUGCUCUCUUGACCCCUGCCUAUCAUGGCUGGUGAAGCCAGUAAGGAGGGAUUUACCAGAUCAGUCCAGGUUAGGUGCCUCCUGCCUUUUAACCAGGUGGCAUUAAUCCCAUUCCUGAAGAUCUCAUGGUUUGUGUACUGUCCAGUUGCAAACAUUCCUUUCUUGGAAAAUGUGGUGGAGAAUGGUGUCUGAGCAGCUGCAGGAGUUCCUGGAGGAUACAAAUUACUUGGACCUUGGGAAGACACAGAUACUGUGAGUUGGUGGUUCCCUUAUCUGGGAGAUUUUCCAGUUGCCUGUUCUGGAUGUGGUUACAGUCUAUGAAAGAGCAGGUUCAGAGUUUACCUAUUCUCUGAUCCAUCUUUGUCACUGGAUGCUUGGAUAGCUUCAGUAGCUAUGUGCCAUUUACCAAUCCAUACACCAACCACAGCUUGCACAAGGACAGUCUGGCUACAGUGAUUCAUGCACUGAUCUCAAUAAUCGAUUAUUGCAAUAUGCUCUAUAUGGGGCUACCCUUGGUCUGGAGCUGGUGCAAAAUGCAUAGCAAGUCUGUUAAUGGGGACAAUCACCAGCGCAUAAUUCCAGUGCUCAAAAGAUUGCACUGGCUCCCACAACAACUUGGGUUCAGGACACCUCAAGGACAGCCUGAUCCCAAUCCAUGCCUGAGGGCAUCACUGUUAGUAGUCUCCCAUGGCUUGCUGCACAGCUUGUGUCCACCAGGAGCUCUUCUUUCAAUAUUGUAACCCCAAUUUUUUGGAACUCCCUUCCUGAAGACUUUUAGUCUAGAAUUUUAAUUGAAACCUGAUUUUGUACUUUUAACUAAUUUGUAUUUCUUCUGUAUUGAGUUCCUUGUACAAUUGCAGACAAUUGUAGAGAAGUUGAUAAGCAAUAGAUAAGUUGUCUAAAUAAAUAUCUACCCUAUUCCUCAAAGUUAGCCAGGGGAAGAUACAACACUAAACAAUGAGAGAUUGUUAGGUAUAAAGCAAUUGUGGGACUUUGUUGGUGACAGAUAUAGGCCAUCUCAGUGCCCAAGUCCUGAUGUUCCAGGAUAACUCACCUUAUGAACAGCAGGUUGCAUGCUCAGUGGUACUUGCUGCUGGUGCUUCAGCAGAAAGGGGAUCAUCUGCUGCUGCUUCAAAGGCUGCCUUCUAGACCUUUCACACAAACGUAUACAGGUACACUAGGGGGAAGUAAUGUUAUCUGAACACUUUUAAUUUUCCUGGUAUCCACUUUUGUACUGCAUCCUGCAGGUAUUGUGUCCUAAUUGCCUGCUUUACAUCCUCUGAGGAAGCCUUUUAAAGGCUACCCACCCUUCUUACCUAUUGCAAUUGGUCCCUAUAUCCUCCAAGGAUACUAAAUAAUGGAACCUACCCUUCUAGUCUCAUCUCACUGGAGAAUGGUCCAUUUACCCCUUUCCUCCCCUUUCCUCCACUGCUGCAGUCCUGAGGAAAAUCUGUCCUCUAAAGCUACUAAGGAAAAGUACAGAUGCAUCUGUGGAGGGGGAGAAAUACAGAGAUAUCAGCCCCUUUCCCAUGGCCCUUCCCCUCUUCAUCCCAGUCUCCAAUGUUGCUUUUGGGCUUUUUUUUUUUAAUGCACUGGGAGUUUUCAUGCAUCUCCUAGCUGAGGCUGUGUCCACAUUACGGCAUUCAUGCAUAUGUGGGCUGCUGUUUCCAUGUACAUGUUUGUGCACCUUUAUGUGCUUUCAUUUUUAUGCCCCCCAGAUCUAUCCACACACUGUAGUGGUGUUUGUAUUCCUGCUUAUUUUGUUCCCCCCCCUCAGUUAGUCCAUUUCCACCCACCAUAAGUUCAGAAACCUGAGGUCUAUUUUGGGCAUUCAUUCAGGUAUUUGUUUAUUGGUCAAGCACCUUUUAAUUUUUUAAUUCAUGUUUUCUGAUGUACCAGAUUUGCACAAAGCAGCAGUAUAUUAAAAAAAGUGUUUGUGUUGCUUCAAGUCAGGAAACCUGAGGUCUGUUGUGGGAAUGCACUGAUUGUUUACCUGCUUGGACACACACACGCCUUUAAAUCUUUUUGAAAUACAAUAGUCACAGAUAUGCAGUCAAAAAAAAGUGUGUUGCUCCCAGCCAAGCAAGGAUUUGUAGUCGCUCCCAUGAAAGGUUGCUACUUCCUUGCCUUGCCUUUCUCCUUUUUGGCCUCCUGUACCCGGCAAGGGCAAAUUUUAAUUUUAUUUACAAUAUGACAAAAGAGAUGCUUAUGCAAAAGGGAUGUUUAAAAAGAAAAGAAAAUACCAGAAGCUGCAUCUUUCCUGUUAGCUGAUGGAAGCAAAACGGAAGUAGGGGAUGGCACCACUAAAACAUCACCAGAACCCGCACUGAGUUAGGGAACAUUUUACAUUGGAUUUACUUCCCCUUUUUGUAUUUUCCAUGCACUAGGAAAAAUUGAGGGCUGCCAGUUGGAUGGGGAAAAAAUGUGGACAAUGCCCCAAAAUUAAGGCACAAGGAGCUUCAAUUUCACAUAAACAUGAGUUUUCCUGGUUUUAACAAUUUUUAUACUGUCUGACUGAUAUUAUGUAUCUUUCUGCUUCCCCCCCUUCAAACUAGUGGGAGGGGCUUAACAGAACAUGCACAGGCCUUGGGUUGUAGGCUUUCCCAUCUCCUCAGAAACUUCUUCACAUGCCCACUUUCAUAAACAUCAAAAAGCAAGUCUUGGAAAACAGGAGGGAGGCAAUCUUAGCCCUUUCCCUCACCUGGAUGACUUUCCUCCCUCUCCUCUUGCAAUGACAGCUCCUUGAUCUCCAAGGGACCAGAUCAGCCCUUUUUCUGUGGGUGGAGUGCCAUUCAGUAUACUCAAAAACCACAUCCUCUGCAAAUGCAUCGUGUCAGGUGGGGAGGGGGAAAGACAUUUGAAACCUCUGGCAAUUUACACCAAAAACUGGGGCCCAAAACAAUCCCCCCCCGGAAAUAGAAAACUCGCAACUGAUAGGUAAAAUUCUGGAAUAGAUGUUACAUCAUCUGAAAGCUCCAGAAAAAAACAAGGUAGAAAAAGAAAGACAGAAGAAACUGCUGUCUAGCAGCACAUUUAGUGUAGCUUUCAGAACCACUUUUUUUAAAAAAGUCAGAACACAUCAAAUUUAGUUCGAAGUCAAGAUUAUUUAUUAACAAGUGUAGUUUAUUUAAUAUACUUUGGAUGAAUACCGAUGGGACAAAUAAAGCACUUCCUAUUUUAUGCAAAAUGUCUAGUUUUUAAUCAAUCCCUGAUUAAAAUCCAUGGUAGGGCAGGGAGAGACCACUGCCUGAAAUGUUGGAAACCUGCUGCCAGUCAGUAUAAAUAAUACUGCGUUAGCUGGACCACUUACCAUACUCAUACAGAGUAGCUUUCUAUCUUCCUAUGAGGGAGCACCUAUAGUUAAAGUGAAUGGCAAAAACAACACUCUAUCAUUAUAAGCCUCAAAAUUCUAUAGCUGAUAACUUGAAACUUGACACCUAUGAUGAACAUGACCUGAUGAGGUGCAUGAAAGCACCAAAUUUCAAACUGAUCUGCUAAACAUUGCCAUACACACCAUUUAGUGUUGAAAAUUGACACAUUUACCCUCUUUUCCAGUUUUAAGAAAGCAGAUCAUAUAUUUCUUUCCAAUUUUGCUGAAAACUACUGAUUUACUUAUCCAAACUUUUUGCAGAGGCCAUUUUUUUCAUUGGUUUUGUGAUGCUCUGUUCAGUGAUUAAAAAAUUAGUAAGGUUUUCCUGCCCCAUUAAAGUAAAGUAAAUGUAAAUGUACUGCCUUCGAUUCCAACUUAUGGCGACCCCAUGAAUAGGGUUUUCAUGAGGCUGAGAGGCAGUGACUGGCCCAAGGUCACCCAGUGAGCUUUAUGGCUAUGUGGGGAUUCGAACCGUAGUCCAACACCUUAACCACUACACCACACUGGCUCUAGUACUGGGAAAAUAGUGUUGUACAUGACUGAAAGUCAUCUGAAGCCAAGAUUUUGCCAGGGAUUCAAAGUUUGCAGAGGGAGCCACCUAGCGGUUGCCAUUUAUAAUACCUAUUCCUUCAGUUAUGAAAUAUCACAUUGUAGUACAAUGGCUAGAUGAGGGUUUGUUUUUUUGGGGGCCCAUGAAUAUAGUUCAUAAUAUGAAACUGUCAUGAGGAACAACACAUCCCACAGCCAUGUAAUCUCAGAGUGACCCAGUUAGGUAGGUUAUAUGGAGCCAUAUCAAUUGUGGCAAUGUGCUGUGAACCAUAUAACCAAGUAAACAGGAAAAAAAAGUUGCCUAUUCUUAACAAAAUGCAAAAGUUCAGGAAAAAAGAGUUAAGGAUAGGUACGAAUAUAAGAAUUUUAAUAUAUCAAGCAAUAAAAGCAAAUUUUAAAUAUUUAUUACAAAGGCACUUAUAUCACCAGUUAAUGAGAUAAAUGUAUCAUUUUGACAAGUACUUCUUUGGUGUUUGGCCGAAUGCGUUUCAAUAAGUCUUAACUCUUUUUUCCUGAACUUGUGAACCACAUGCCAAUAGUCAAACUAUUAGACCACACUGCCUGCCAACUUUGCACUACAGCAUUACAGUGCGCCUGGUGAAAGUGGAGAUACAGUUUAUUAACAGAUUCCAAUAUUUUAAAUCAUUUUCUUUUCAAAAACUAGGGAAAUUCAGUCAUCAAAAAAGUAGUUAAGAUAUUGGUUCAAGCACCACAAAGCUGGAAAACUGGAAGGUAAGGCUGAUGCUUUAACAGAUGUUCCCUUGGUUAGCAAUGUUCCAAAUUGUGCCAAUUCUGUUGGCAGAUCAGCUGAGGGUUACCAAUCCCGUCCUGUUCAUCAAAUGAUUGAUCUGAUGACAAGGGAGGGGAUGAUUUGCAUCCCCACAACAGCACUGCUUCUCCACUCAUCCAAGAGCUUUGUUUCUGUUCUUCUUGCUGCCAGCAUCAAAAUCACUGGACCCUUGGGGAGCGGAACAGGCCUCAAGGCUAAGAGUUAGUCACUCCUGUCUUGCACCAACAUAAACCCAAUGAUCUCUCAUCUGCUGUAGCUAGAAGAUGACGACAAGUCUGCAGCUUGGCAAUCUCACUGACCUUCUUGAACUCACUGGUGCUGACUUCAGAUUAGGCAUGCAUAGGACUGCACUGUUAAUCUCUCAUUUUCUCUGCCGCCACAAAAAAAGGCAGCAUUGUUUUGAAGAAAGAAUCUUUGAUUUUUACAAUACAUUCUUAUUUAAAUAAAGAAAAAAGGCCAAAUGUAAACAAAGGUUUCUCCAGGAUUUGCUUCAAUCACAGCACUUUCUUCGUAGGUUUCUCCCCCUACAAUUCCCCUCCCACUUUAUCCCUAAAAUAUAGAUAAAGCAAGCCAAUUUCAAUGGUGUGAAAUGGUCUUUUUCAGAUCAAUACAAUUUGAGUCUAGACAUGCAGAAUAACAAAGUGGUAGAAUGGGCUGCAGGUGGAGGCUGUAGGUGGAGGAUGCCACUUAAAACAUGCCCUACAAAAAAGCAAACUAGCCCAUUAAGCAGAAAGGCACUAGCCCAUUACUUUGCUGGUUUUCUAUUUGUGGUGAGUUUUUUAUGUAUCCAAAAUGUGAGCCAUUCUGCCACUAAAUUCUGCUGCAUAUCCUACCCAACUGUACUUUUAAUUUAUCGUGUGAAAAGAGGCCAGUCUAUUUGUCAUAUAAUUCCAGGUGUCAUUGGUUUUAUCAUUAAUGUGCAAUAAUUUGACAAGUUUUCAGAUUGUAAAUCUUUGGGCACCAUUUACCAGGCAUAGUGCUCACACAAGCCCUUCUGAAAUGAAUUGACAUUAUGUGAGAAUUGUGUUGAGAGACUGUGAAACAUGUCUCUUGUGUACAUAUGACAUUUCAGACAUAUAUGUAUGUAUGGAGAGAAAAAUAGGAUUAAAAAUAAUGCAGAGCUCUGCUUGUGGAUACUUUUUUCCUAAAUGUAUUUUUUUAUUAAACAAAGAGAAAAUACAUCAUGCGGCAGGUAUUUCUCAUUGUUAUGCAGCAAAACUGCCAGGCAACGUUUCCAGCUACAUCAGGCUUUGUGAUGGUCUCCAGUUUUGCACAGUCACUAGAGUGUCGCACCAUGAAUUAUUAAAUCAAUGCUUUGUGGUAAUACAUAAUUUCUUAUCAAUUAUUCAUGCUAAUGUGCAUGUAGUUUACUUAAUUGUGUUAUUGACGAUCAAAAGUAAUUUCCUGAAAAUCCUCAAGGACAGAAAAUUUAAUCAGCAUAACUACUUUUCAGAUGCAAUGCUGUUAAGUAUUCUUAAUUUGCUCAACAGUUCACUUAUUUAUGUACCUUUCUGGAGGAAAAAUGAGUUUAAUCAAACCAUUAGAAUGAAGAGUUAGUAGUAUGCAAGGGCCAAGUUCACCUGAAUGAUCAGUAAUUAUUCUGAAAUGAAACUGAGAUUGCUUAUAUUUGGCAAACCAUUUUAAUGGCAGAACUUUAGGAUAUAAAGGGAUAAGACUACAAUGAUGAUUGGGAUGAUCAUGAAAAGAGACAGGAAUUCCUCUUCUUCCCAAGAUAUUUUUGUGUGUUGUUGGCAGGAAGAGCCAUUCUUGUUACUCUUCAGAUAAAUGCUUAAGGUAACAAGUAUUUGAACCAGAGAAGUUCUGGUUGAUUCAAAAUUGCAGAGAUGCUGGAUCUCUGGAUCACAGCUGCAAAGAUCCCUUGCUUCUGCUUUUCAUUCUCUAUGGGCUGGAUUCAAGUUUAUCAAAAGGACGGGGAUAAAUGUUAGCAAUAGAUCAAGUUUAAACAAAGAACCAACCCCCUUGUAUUUCUCUUCAUCAUCAAGUUUGGGAUGGAAUGAAGGCAAGUACUAGUCCAGUAUUGUGUAAAACACUGCAUUUUUAUGCCCAUCACUAGUCUAAGGAACAGGGCUCAAAAUGAGUUCUGAGCCAGAAAGAUCUCUAAACACAUGGCUUGAGCAUUUCCAGUUAUCUGUCUGACAUAGAGCUAUUAAGGCAAGUUGGGAGACUGUGAUUCUGUGCAGCUCUGGUCCUUGGAAAUUUAGUCUCCAGGAGCUUUCACACUUGUUGCAUAUGUUUGAGGGUGGAAUCCUGUAUGUAGUUACUAGAAAUAGGACUGGACACAUUUGUCAGUUUAGGUUUUACUGAGGUUUUUUUUGCUACUCUAGUUCACCACUGAUUUCUGUAUCAUUUGUAAUUUUUUUUGCUAAAGUCAUGACAAAAAUUCAUCAGCAUUUUAGUGCCUAGUCACCUUUUGCUAUUAUAUUAUAUAUAUAUUUGCAAGCAAUGUCUCCUAAUAUAAUGCAUUUUAUGUGAUUUUCACUAAUAUAUGGAAUUUUAUGCACACUUUCCCUUAUUUUUGUUUGGAGAACAGUCUUGCAAAAUUCUGUGAAGUAAGAAUUUCAAAGAAUAGCUGUGUUUUGGUUUGUGUAUUGUUUUGAAAAAUGCAAAUUAAAAUUGAUUAACAUGUGAACUGAAUCUAAUUUCUCCCCCAUUCCUAUCUGGGAGUUGGUCUGAGGAGUUUAAUCAAUGCAUAGGAUUCCACUGUUAAAAGAAUUUGAUUCUUGUAUUGUAAGUCACCUUCAUUUAUCUGAAGGGCAAGGUAGCAAUCCUUAUGACAAAUAAAAUAUGAUAUCAUUGCUUCAUGAAUCAAACCCUUAGUUAUGGACUGCUGCUGAAAUGUCUUCCUUCUGCUCUGUGGAUGAAAUUGAUGAC
Molecule: messenger RNA, 18079 nt
Organism: Rhineura floridana
Lineage: Eukaryota; Metazoa; Chordata; Lepidosauria; Squamata; Rhineuridae
Gene: C7H10orf71
Product: chromosome 7 C10orf71 homolog
Exons: 4
Coding region: 586-4959 (1457 amino acids)
Biological process (GO): positive regulation of calcineurin-NFAT signaling cascade
Cellular component (GO): Z disc
Source: RefSeq, a predicted model, not a curated record